Daktulosphaira vitifoliae (grape phylloxera) is the source of this 2247-nucleotide messenger RNA. RefSeq names its product nuclear pore complex protein Nup214-like. Lineage: Eukaryota; Metazoa; Arthropoda; Insecta; Hemiptera; Phylloxeridae. The transcript is spliced from 2 exons. Bases 412 to 1503 code for a protein of 363 amino acids. The record is from RefSeq and is a predicted model, not a curated record.
UCUUUAGAGGAUAAGUUAUUGCCACCUUUUUCUCCUCGUCGUAAAAUAUCAGACUCUGUUGGAACUGUAGAAAUAGCUGAUAGAGCUGAUAUAGAUUCGGAUAAUAUUGAAACACCACCUACCUCUCGUCGACAAAUUGCUAAACUACAAAAUAUUCCUCCAAUUUCUAAACCAGGCGAAGAGGAAACACUUGGUGAUGGACAAUUUGAUAGAUUUUCUGCUGCAAGACGUACUCGUAGAUACAGAAAGUCAGCUGAAGAUGAUUCAUUAAGUCGUAAAUUUGAUGAAUUUGAAUCUCCUAGACCUCUUAAUGAAAGCGAUAAUAAUGUUCGGCAGACCCCGUGGAAAGAUAAGUUAGCACAUAAAUCUAGUAAUAACAUUGAUGAUGCCAAAGAAUUUUCUCGGACUAGAAUGUAUUCAUCUAUGCCUAGAACUGCAAGAAAUCAUAGCGUUGUAGAUCACGGUGAUAUCAUGAAAGCUGUUAAAAUAUACGGUCAACAGUCAACGGACAAAAAUAUUGUAGAACUACCACGAAUAUCAGGAAGGGUAACAAAGAUAAAUAUAUUGGAUAAUGGAGAGUCUAGAAUUGAUAUGAAAAAUAGCGAAUUCAUUCCAGAGAUUCGCGUACAAGCAUUAACUCCUCCCAUAAAAACUGCAAUAAGAACAGAACAUGAUCUAAAUGAUGAAGGUUUUGAAGAAUCAGUUAGUUUAAUGUCAGCUGAAUCAUUAAGUGCGGAAGCUUCAUCUGGUAAUUUUGAAUCUGAAAAAUCGAUACCUCCAAAAACUAUCACUAGAGCAGAUAGCAGCGAGAGUAAUGAUACUAAUAGUAGUAGUGGACUACCUGCUACACCAAAUUUAAGAAAAACGAAUUCUUUGAGAACAUCAACCAAACCUAUAGUUGCGAUAAAAACUUCAGAAACUCCAAAACGAACAAGUAGUUUUAGAACACCUAUGGUAAUGCAACGACCGUUAGUUAUGAAAAGAACACCGUCUUCUUCGUUAGCUAGACCUUUGGUAAAAUCAUCUUCAAUAUCUAGUAGACCUGGUUUAACUAGAACAGAAAGUGAACCAAAAUCUGUUGAAAGGUCAAGUUCUAAGAGUAGCUUACGUAGUUCUAGAAGUUCUUUAAAUAGUAUUAAUUCUGCCAGUACAGUGAAAAAAAUUCCAGGAAUAUCAACGUACACCAAAGCAAUUAAUGAUUUAACUACAGAUUUAAAGGCUAAAAAACCACUAAGUGCUUUACAACCUUAUAAUAGUAAUAAUAGUCGGAACCCUAUUGCAAGCAGAAGCAAUAGUGGUAGUAUUGCAAUCGCUGUUAAUAAACCAAAGCCUAAAACUUUUCAAAGUAAUAGCUUUAAAGAAAAUCAAAGUAGAGGUACAAAUUUUUCAACCACGGCCAGUUCUAAAACAUUAGGAUUCAUGAGACCUACAGCAUCAAGUACAGCAAAAGAUUUAGUCGAUGGUGUUAAACCAAAACCUCUAGUCAAAAAAACCUUCAAAUAAUGAAUAGAGUUUAUAAAAGUAAUAAAUAAAUCUAUUGACAAAUUAUCAAAAAUAUUUAAGACUUUUUAAUAUUCAUAAGAAAUGUUUCAUAAUAUUUAUUAUACAAAUUAUGAUUAGGUAUAUAAUAAUUUUUAUUAAAAAAACAUUUUAGAAAUUAAAUCAAAAAUCAUUCGGUCUCUUAUUUAAAAUUUGAUUCUAUAACAAAAAAGGCUUAAUUAUUAGUCUCAUUAUCAAACAAUAAAAAUAAUAUUACCGACACAAAAAAAAAAUAGAUUACUUUUGAUCAUCCGUUACCAAUAAAUUUCAGUAGAUUUACUGUCAUAAUUUUUCAUUUAAAAUCUAAAAUAUCAUUAACUGUACUAUAAUAUUUAAGUAAAUAUAGUUUUUAUAAUUUAUUAUUAUAGUAUAAAUCCUUAUCAAAUUAAUUUUUAUAUUUGUAAUAAUCAUGCAUAAUGUAAAUUUUAUUUACACGUUAUGAUAUUUAGUAUCUAGUCAGAACACAUUGAAACGACAUCAAAAUAAAGAUGCCUAUUGUAUUUUAGAAUUAAAGGCUAUAUAAGUAGUUCCAACAAUUUAUGAGCUAUAUUUGAAACUUUUUUUAUCACAUCCUAAUAAUAUUGUUAAUUUUUUGUAUUGUAUUAUAUGAACUGUUAGAUAUUUUUAUUCAAUUAUGUGACUUAUUAAAAGAAUUAUAAGACAAUACUAAUUAGAUAAUUUAUACAUUUUAUACUAACAUUUGUUUUU